AAACCAGAGUCUACACUCCCGUCGUACUGUGUACUACAGCUCUGUUUUUCUGUUACAUUCCAAAAUUCAUGGCUGCUACGGUAUUAGUACUAGGAGUAGUAGCUGUACUGCUCAUCAUCCCAUCUCUUGAAGCGACGCCCAUUCAGACGACGCUUGAUGGGCCUUUCAAGCCCGUCACUGUUUCAUUUCCUGAAGGCCACAGAGGAGCGCAGGCUUCGGAGGAUUUGCCGCCGGAUGAUCCACGCGUACAGAGACAUGUGACGGGAAUUUUCCCUGAGCAGAUUUCUGUGUCUCUGUCAACUCAUGGUUCCGCCUGGAUCUCCUGGAUCACAGGAGAGUUCCAAAUUGGUGACGAUGUGAAGCCCCUGGAUGCUUCUAGCGUGGACAGUGUGGUGAAGUAUGGCGAUUCAGAGGACAAUUUGUGUAAUGAAGCAUCUGGGUAUUCAUUGGUUUACAGCCAACUUUAUCCCUUCGCUGGUUUGCAGAAUUACACCUCUGGUAUAAUCCAUCAUGUUCGCCUUACAGGGCUGAAGGCCAGUACAAGGUACUAUUACAAAUGCGGGGAUCCCUAUCAAAGUGCCAUGAGCAGGGUUCUGAGCUUCAAGACCAUGCCAGCCCCGGGACCCAAGAUGUUUCCUGAUCGAAUCGCCAUUGUGGGUGACCUCGGCCUGACAUACAAUACUACAUCCACUAUAGAUCACCUCAGCAGAAAUGAUCCUGAUCUAAUUUUACUUGUUGGGGAUGUCACCUAUGCAAAUCUGUAUCUGACCAACGGCACUGGUUCUGACUGCUACUCUUGUUCUUUUCCAGACAGUCCCAUCCAUGAGACGCACCAACCUCGCUGGGAUUAUUGGGGAAGGUUCAUGGAGCCCCUGAUUUCUCGAGUUCCUAUUAUGGUGGUGGAGGGUAAUCAUGAAAUUGAAGAACAGGUGGAGCAUAAAAUGUUUACAGCUUACCAGUCCAGAUUUGCAUUUCCAAGUGAAGAGAGCGGAUCUAGAAGCCCUUUCUAUUAUUCAUUUGAUGCUGGAGGCAUCCAUUUUGUCAUGAUUGGAGGAUACAUAGAUUACAAUAAGACAGGGGAACAAUACAGAUGGUUGGAGCAUGAUUUAGCAAAUGUUGAUAGGAGUGUAACUCCCUGGCUUGUGGCUACUUGGCAUCCACCUUGGUACAGCAGUUACAAAGCUCAUUAUCGUGAAGCUGAUUGCAUGCGACAGGAAAUGGAAGAGCUUCUUUACAAACAUGGUGUUGAUGUUGUAUUCAAUGGCCACGUUCAUGCUUAUGAGAGAUCAAACCGAGUUUUCAAUUACACAUUGGAUCCAUGUGCCCCUCUACACAUAACUGUUGGAGAUGGUGGUAAUAGGGAAAAAAUGGCCGUACUUCAUGCUGAUGAACCAGGAAACUGCCCUAAACCUUCUUCCACACCAUACACCUUUAUGGGAGGUCUAUGUGCCUAUAAUUUUACAUCUGGUCCAGCAGCUGGGAAAUUUUGUUGGGAUAGGCAACCUGACUUUAGUGCAUACAGAGAGAGCAGUUUUGGGCAUGGAAUUCUCGAGGUGAAAAAUGAAACUCAUGCACUGUGGACUUGGCAUCGAAAUCAAGAUGCUUACAACAGCAAGGGGGAUCAGAUAUAUAUUGUGAGGCAGCCAGGUGUUUGUUCAAACCAACCCAAGGUGAUGGCAAACAUUGCCACGUUAUGAGAUUGGAAUGUCCUGAACGAUUUCUUAUGCCCAUCUUUGAAAGUGCAAAACGGGUGAUCUGAUUCACAACAUGCUUGAUUGCUUGACUAUUUGUGUGGAUCUCUGUCAAGGAAUCAAUUUUGCCCUUUUGGCUUUGGGUUUUUAUAUGAAGCGAGCCUUUUUGAACGUACUGUAUAUUGUGAUUGGUCUUCCAACGAGGCACAUCUCAAUCGCCCCAAUUUUUUGACUGUAUGCAGUGAAAAUAUACAAUUGCACGGUGCAAGAUACCAUUCUUCCUAGCAAUUGCGAGGAAGACAAAAAAUGAACUGUAUAUUUUAUUAUAAAAUUAGAAUCAUAUGAAUCUAUUGAUCUUGAAAAGUUCUUCUUUU
This is a messenger RNA of Cryptomeria japonica (Japanese cedar), 2065 nucleotides long. Its product is annotated as purple acid phosphatase 15. The transcript has 7 exons. The coding region runs from base 69 to 1697 and encodes 542 amino acids. Gene Ontology annotation, molecular function: metal ion binding; acid phosphatase activity. NCBI's taxonomy places the organism in Eukaryota, Viridiplantae, Streptophyta, Pinopsida, Cupressales, Cupressaceae. The record is from RefSeq and is a predicted model, not a curated record.